UUAUUUGCACUACAAGUGGCGCUCACUGCUCUUUGGUUAUCAUGGAAUGUCUACCCGAAAGUGAUUGUUGGUCACUCGGUUGGUGAAAUAGCCGCGGCUUAUAUCAAUGGUCAUUUCACACUGAAAGAAGCAUGUGAAAUAGUCUAUCAUCGUUCACGUUUGCAACAUCGAAAUACAAGACAACAUGGACGAAUGUUGGCUGUUUCCAUGAAUGCACAAGAGGCAAAUGUAUUGUUGGAAGGGAUAGAAGAUCGUGUUUCUAUUGCUGCUAUCAAUAGUCCACAAUCUGUUACAAUGAGUGGUGAUAGUAAAACACUGGAAGAGUUAGAUGAAAUAUUAACGGUGCUAAAACCCAAAAUAUUUAAAUCAUGGUUAAAAAUCGAAAACGCAUUUCAUAGUCAACAAAUGGAGCGUUUUAAUAUUCAACAAGAUCUGCUCGAGUCUCUUAAACAUAUUCGAGGCGAUGGUAAUUUUAAAAAUGAACAGAAAUUCGAUUCAAAAUGUCUACAAGCUAAGUUAUAUUCAAGUGUUACUGGUCUAGAAUGUGAUAGUUCAACUCUAUUUAAUGGUGCUUAUUGGUGGACGAACAUAAGACAAACAGUUCAGUUUCAUAGAGUUAUGAGUUCAAUAAUUUCAAAUGAUACUGCUCAUUCACCACCUCAUGUCUAUUUGAAACUAUCACCACAUCCUGUUCUGGCUACGUCUAUUCAGGAAUGCUUAGGUCAAUUAUCACCACCGUCGUCAUCAUCUCCUCCUCUAAUUUUACAUUUUGCAAAACGAAAAGACAACGAACAACAAACAAUAUUGACAAAUCUAUGUCAUUUAAACAUAAAUUUAAAACAAUUUUGGUUAUCACGUUAUUAUUCAAAACGAUUGUCCUCCUAUUCAAUGUUAAAUAAUAAUGAACUUGAUACUGUACCAUUGUACACAUUUAAUAACAGUGAAUAUUAUUGGCAUGAAUCGUCUGAAUCUAUAAUUGAAAGACGGGCUAAAAGACAAGAAUGUCACCCACUAUUAGGUCAGCGUUUAUGGUCAAACCAACAAUUACCAACAUGGAAAUCAAUAAUUAAUUUACAAACAGCAAAACAUGCUUAUCUUAUAGAUCAUCAAGUACAG
Didymodactylos carnosus is the source of this 1116-nucleotide messenger RNA. The record is from the annotation of a GenBank genome assembly. Lineage: Eukaryota; Metazoa; Rotifera; Eurotatoria; Philodinida; Philodinidae.